Molecule: messenger RNA, 462 nt
Organism: Brassica napus (rape)
Lineage: Eukaryota; Viridiplantae; Streptophyta; Magnoliopsida; Brassicales; Brassicaceae
Product: putative disease resistance protein At4g10780
Exons: 1
Coding region: 1-462 (153 amino acids)
Source: RefSeq, a predicted model, not a curated record
AUGGAGCGUCUCAGUAAGCUCAUCAUAAGGAGCUGUGAUAUAUCUGAGAUAGAGAUUGGGAGGACGCCAUGGGACAUUAUUCUGACUAGGACAAGACUGAGAAACCUCACAAGUGUGAUUAUAACUGGCUGCAAUGGACUAAAGGAUCUGAUGUGGUUGUUGUUUGUUCCUAACCUUACUCAUCUCGAGCUUCAGUGUUUGGAGAAGGUAGAAGAAAUCAUAAGCGAGGAGAAAGUUUCAAGUAGUAUAACAGAUGAGCCGAAAGCGCGAGGUAUGAAUACUCCUUUUCAGAAGCUUGAGAGGCUUGAGUUGAUCAACUUACCGAGGUUGAAGAGAAUCUACUGGAGCCCUCUGAUCUUCCCUUGUUUGAAGAAGAUUGUAGUAGAAAAGUGUCCAAAGCUGAGGAAGCUUCCACUCAGCUUUAAGAGAAUUGUGUUGGUGGUGGUGAAGAACUUGUUAUAA